Messenger RNA from Acanthoscelides obtectus, 837 nucleotides. The record is from the annotation of a GenBank genome assembly. NCBI's taxonomy places the organism in Eukaryota, Metazoa, Arthropoda, Insecta, Coleoptera, Chrysomelidae.
AUGGAACUCAAACGAGAACAUUUUCGCGACAUAAUUUAUUACAAUUUUCAGAGACAAUUAUCGCAACAAGAAUGCCUUGCUGAGUUACUGUCUGUUUUCGGCAACGAAGCGCCACAUCAGUCGACAAUUUCCCGUUGGUAUGUAGAAUUCAAACGUGGACGGGUGAGUCUUAGCUACGAUCCCAGGGUGGGUGCACCAAAAACGGCAGUCACCCAGGAAAACGUCGAUGCUGUGCGCAAACUCAUCAUUGAAGGUAGAUAUGUGACAUAUCGCGAGAUUGAGGCGUCCUUGAAGAUCUCAAAGACCUCAAUUCAAAAAAUUUUACAUGAAGAAUUAGAGGUUAAUUGGUGUCAAAAAACGCUUGACCGUUUCAAUUCCGGAAACUCAAAAAAUGUGUACAGCAUUGUUAGUGGUGAUGAAUCGUGGAUUUACUGUUAUGAACCAGAAAAAAACGACAGUGAAGAAAAGCCAACAAAAGUGGUCGCGACAUUUGUGUCACAAGCGGGUCAUAUUGCAACAAUUCAUCUUAAUGAGAACUUCAUCACCGAGCUUCGAAAAAUCAACCUCGAAAGAAGAAUCAUCCUCCACCAAGACAAUGCAAGCUCGCACACAACCCAAAAAACAAGGCAUCCCGAUCUAAGUCCUAACGAUUUCUUUACUUUCCUGAAAAUUAAAAACAGACUGCGUGGUCAAAGGUUCCAGUCACCAGAAGAAGCAGUUGACGCAUUCAAAAAUGCCGUUUUGGAUCUGACAGCAAACGAGUGGAAUAAGUGCUUUGAAAAUUGGUUCGAGCGCAUGUGUAUUAAUCUUCGUGGAGAAUACUUCGAAAGACAAUAA